This is a messenger RNA of Electrophorus electricus (electric eel), 5838 nucleotides long. NCBI's taxonomy places the organism in Eukaryota, Metazoa, Chordata, Actinopteri, Gymnotiformes, Gymnotidae. The record is from RefSeq and is a predicted model, not a curated record.
UUCUCAUUGAGGUCCAUAUUACAGUGUUUUGUUUGUGGGUUUAGUCUGGAUUAAAAAUAAAUGCCAACGACUGAAGCUAAUUAGCUAGCUAGCUAGCUUAGCAACCCACAUACUUAAAAUCUACGAUAGCUAGGGUUAGCUAGCGCUAGCAAGCUGAGUUAAAUAGCUGGGUUAGCUAGCUAGCUUAUCGUUGUUUCUUAGCUAGCGUCAACUAAGCAAGCAAAAACAACUCAUGUCAGUGCAUGUGCGUUUUGAGAUAACGCGUAUUGGCUAGUUCUCCACAUUGUAAGCAACUGAAUGAAGUAACUCGUUAUUAUUGGUUUAGCCCUCUUAGUAUAAAUAUACGAGUAAAUUUAAAUGACUGUUGUUUGACACUUUUUCUUAGCAAGCUAGCUAAGUAGCUCAUUGGGUGUAAAAUAGCUAGGUAAGUUAGGUUAACUGGCUUGCUAGUUAGGUUAGGUUAACUACCUAGUCAACUAUCUAGCUAGCUAUCCUAGUUGGAUAGUUGAUGUGGGAUGACAAUUGGAGGAAUCUGGGCAUUUUGGUAACCUACAUGUAAUGUUUAGCUCUUUCCAUUUGCCGUUAACGUCUCAGACACAAAAACUAAAAUCCUUAGCAUUCACUUUAGUUUUUAUCAUGUUACUGAACGUUAUAGCUAACUAUCAUUUUAUGAUAUUAUUUUGAAGACUUUCUCGUAGAAUUUCAGUAUCUUGCAUUGCGAUAUCGGGCUGAGCACAUAAAAUACAUUUGGAUGUUGUGACGUGAGGGUUUUGUGAUCAGUCAUGAUGGCACUACCAGCAGGCUAUUUAGGCUGUCUUUGACGUGUUUAUUUUGUGGUUACGUGACUGCUGUAGGGUCUUUUUACAGCAUCCAGCAAGCAUUGUGUAGAAUAAUCUGCAUCUCACUGCCUUGUUUAGUCUUUCUGUAGUAAUGUGUUUAAUUGUCUCAUAGAAACUAUUUCAUCAGACAGACGUGAUACAAGAUUUUAUGUAGGUCUGGAUGCCCAAAAGGGGCCCUGGAGGGAGGGAGUGAGCAGCUUGCCUUCCUUGGGUGAAUAUCCCACUACCCUGGACAUUAUGGCCCCUCGACGGAAAUCUACCAAGACACGGAAUAUGGGAGGAGGAAUGGGGACUUUAAGCUCUUUACAAGAAGGGGAUCCCAAAGAUUACAUAAAUGAACUUUCACAUGAGGUGCUCUGCCACAUAUUUCGGUACCUGCCCAUGCAGGACAUCAUGUGCAUGGAGUGUCUGUCACGGAAGCUACAGGAAGCAGUAACUCUUUACUUGAGGGUGGUGAAAGUGGUGGACUUAUGUGCAAGCCGGUGGUGGGAAUACAUGCCUUCAGGAUUCACAGACUCAAGUUUCCUCACACUCCUGAAGAAGAUGCCUGAUUUAGAGCAGUUGUAUGGUUUGCAUCCACGUUACCUAGAGCGCAGAAGGGUGAGGGGAUAUGAAGCUUUCAGUAUUCCCGGUGUUCUGGAGGCUCUUCAGGCCUGCCCUAACCUUCUGGGUGUGGAGACAUCUCAUUUGGAGCUGGUGGAAGCAAUUUGGAACUACAUGCCUCAGGUUCACAUCCUUGGAAAGUUCAGGAAUCGCAAUGGAGCCUUUCCUAUUCCCCCUGAGAACAAACUCACUAUUCCAGCUGCAGCUAAAAUCCAGACCCUUCAUCUUGUUGGGGUCAAUGUACCAGAAAUUCCUUGUGUGUCCAUGCUUAGACAUUUGUAUAUGAAGUGGGUGCGCCUUACAAAGCCUCAGCCCUUCAAAGACUUUUUGUGUGUGAGCCUGCGAACGUUUGUCAUGAGAAACUGUGCUGGUCCCACCAACUCCUUGAAGUAUGUGCCACUGGUGACGGGCUUGGCCUCUGCCCGUAACCUGGAGCAGCUAGAGCUUGUAAGGGUCCCCUUCUUAGGGGGACUGAUACAGCAUGUAGUGGAGGACAGCUGGAGGUCAGGGGGUUUUCGAAAUUUGCACACUAUUGUGUUUGGUGCAUGUAAGAAUGCACUUGAAGUUGACUUGGGCUACCUCAUCAUUACUGCUGCACGCAGGCUGCAUGAAGUUCGAAUCCAGCCUUCCUUAACCAAAGAUGGCGUGUUCUCAGCACUAAAGAUGGCUGAACUUGAGUUUCCCCAGUUUGAGACUUUGCACCUUGGAUAUGUCGAUGAGUUCUUACUACAGUGUAAAUUGAGUCAUACUGAGUUAGUGAAAUAUGGCCUUGCUGAUGUAAUAGAGAAUCCAGGGAUCAUCACUGAUAUUGGAAUGAAGGCUGUUAAUGAAGUAUUUGCCUCAAUCAAAUAUUUAGUCAUUUACAACUGCCCUCAUCUCCACAACCCACACAACUGGAUCACAGACCAUUCUCGUUGGAGCAGACUGGUGGAUCUCACUCUAGUGCGUUGUCAUGCCAUUAAACUUGAGUCUUUUAGCCAAUUUAUUGAAAUGCUGCCCAAUCUGGAGUUCAUCUCCCUAGACCAGAUGUUCCGUGAGCCCCCCAAGGGUUGUGCUCGGGUCGGUCUUAGUGCAGGCACAGGUAUUGGUGUAUCAUCUGCUCUGGUUAGUAACCAGAACCCUAACAACGGCAACGACAACAACAACAAUCACCAGAACAACAAUGCUGCUAAUAUUCCUCCACGUAAUCGUGACAACCAUGCUGUUGACAUGCCACCACACAGAGUUGAAGAGAUCCCUGAUGUGGAGGGCAUGGUGGUGGAGAACAUUGAAGCAGAGCCACAGGCUACAGCUGCCAGUCAAGGGGAAGAUUCUCAAGGGCUCUGUCAGGCACAAAAUCCUGCACUAGAGGAUGAAGAGCAAGCAGGGCCCAGUGGUGUGCAGCCUGCCAUGAAGAAAAUUCCAGUUGUGGUGUCUGAUUCUGACAGUGAGGAUGAAGAAGGUCCAGUCAAGACCCAGGACAGUUUUCACUCACAGCAGCAGUACGAUGAGGCAGAUAUGCAGAAGAAGAAUGGGGCUGCAGAAGAACCAGCUUCAAGAGGGAAAGGGAAAACCCCACUGCGUCGACGGGGUUCGCAGUGUCCCAGCUGUGAGAAAGGCUGUCAGGUGACCAGUGAGCAGAUCAAAGCAGACAUGAAAGCAGCCAGCGAAUUGACCGAGGACAGUGCCCGAGACAGAAAUAGUGGAGCUGCUGGCCACAACACCGCCGGGUGUGUCUGCUCCAUCCGCUGGAGAGAGGAGUCCGUAAACCCCGAGGGGCGAGCAAGGUCAGGAGCAAGGGAAGAAGGCCCAAUGAGGACACGUUGCGCUUGCAUCCGGGCUCAUGCUGGCGCUGAGAGCAGCACUCGCACCACCCUUAGCCAGCCAGGAGGAGGAGAGAGCAGAUCGGCUCACCAUGUCCCUGAACAGACAGCCAAGGCAGAGCAGUCUGAGACCAGGCACAGAAAUGCCCCUCCAAGGAUUCCGAGCGCCGCUGAGGGGUGUGGCACUGCAGGGCUCCAGGGAGAAGCUGUUCCUUCACAUAGAACCUCCAGGGACAUGUUUUUCAGGCGGCCGGUCACACGUGCUUGCAGCAGGCUGUGCUCCGUCCCCCUAGUGUCUGAAUCAGAACUCUCCAAGCCCAAACCUCGGGCUGCAGUAAAAAGGAAGCGCACAGCAGACAAAUCCACCAGCACUAGUGACCCAGUGACUGAGGAUGACCAUAUACAGGUGCUCUCACUAAAAUCAAAAAACCUUGUGGGGAUUACCCUCACAAACUGUGGUAUCACAGACCUGGUGCUGAAGGACUGCCCUAAAAUGAUGUUUAUCCAUGCCACUCGCUGCAGGGUACUGAAGUACCUAAAGGUGGAAAGUGCUCCCAUAGUGAACCGCUUUGAUUAUGCCCAGUGCAAGAAGCUGGACAUCGAACAGGUCCUGGAUCAAGUCUUGAGCAUACCACCUGAGAGGAAUCGUAUUGUCUACAUGCGUCCUAUGCAACAGAUUGAUUCGUUGGCCCUGGAGAAAAAACUGUUCAGUGGUCCCUACCCAUACCACAUAGCAAUUAUCCAUGAGUUCAGCAACCCCCCCAAUGUCAGAAACAAGGUGCGAGUUCGGAGCUGGAUGGAUACUGUUGCCAACAUCAGUCAAGAACUAAUAAAGUAUGAAUUCUUCCCGGAGGCAACAAGAACAGACGAAGAUGUAAAAAAGUAUCCCAACUACCCAUGGGGCCGAGACAUCUAUACCUUAGAGGGAGUGGUAGAUGGGGCCCCCUACUCAAUGGUCACCGAUUUCCCAUGGCUUCGCUCCCUGCGCACAGCAGUGCCCAACAGUUAUGCUCGUUAUGACUUUGAGGAUGAUGAAAGCACCACCAUCUAUGCCCCACGACGUAAGGGCCAGCUUUCAGCCGAUAUCUGCAUGGAGACCAUUGGUGAGGAGAUCUCGGAGCGGCGCCAGCUGCGGCUGGGGGUGUUCCAGCGUGUGGUUGUUGUCUUCAUCCACUACUGUGACAUGCACGGAGAACCUGUGGAUGAUGACUACAUUUAAAGGCAGAGUGCAGGACAAUCUAAGAUGCAUGAAUGAAAUGCAGAACACUUUUUCCUUCAUCGUUUUCGAUGACCAUCGUUAUUACAAUUUGGGCCUGUUGGAAACAGAUGAAAUGGCAUUUUCAGUUACUUUUAUUUCAAGAACCGUGGAUGUUAUCUUAUGGAGAGUGACUGCUUUGGGUAUGCUAUUGUGUGGUAUUCAUCCUCUAUUAAGAAAUCAUCUAAAAGCCCCUGCAAGCUGUCUCUGCUUUUUGAUUCACAUGGGCAGAAGAUAUUAAUCUCUCAGUAAUGUCUAACUCAUCUGUCUGAAAGGAGCAUUCCAGGAUUGGCAGAAUUAACUUGUGAGGGUUUUGGGAGAAGUUGAUGGUUUUAGAAUAACAAUUGAAAAAAGUUGUGCUGUUUCAGCUGUCAUUCCUCAGCAAAGUGCUGUGUCCUGUUUGUUAAUGUUAAAGCAGCAGCAUUUCAGAGUUCACAGCUACAGCGCCCACAUCUGGUGUGGAGAAAGAUGCACGAUUUGCUAAGCAUCCAGCUACACACUUGAGGUGCAUUCCUAAAAAAUAUCAAGUUUCUCAUUUUGCUUAUGGCAUUCAUUUAUUUAUAAUUUUUUAGUAAUCCCCAUGUUUUAGUGUUUUCCUCUCAUCUUUCCUCAACUCAGUUAUUAGCAUUGAGAAUGUAUAUGCCCUUUUGCACAUAUUUAAACAAAUCACGUUAUGAGAUGUUUUUGAGUGUAACCAACCCCCCCGAUAUGAAGCGUUAUAAUGGUUUAAAAAAUGGUUAGUUACUAAAGGUUUUUCUCAGUCAGGUCAACAUUUUUAUAUUAGGCAUUACAAAAAUAAAGAACAUUUCCUGUUUAUUUGUAGAUGAAACUAUAUACUCUUUGAGAAAAAUGUGAAAACAACCAAAUCAGGUUAAUGACCUAUAAAUACAAUGGAUGAGAGAAAGUAAUUGUUAGUAAACUCCCAGUAUUUUGUGUCUUUGGGGGAAAUUCCUCUAGUCUCAUUUUAUUUUUUGCCUCAUCUAGUUUUGGCUCUUUCGUAGAAGAUGGAAAGAUACAGCGACUGAUGGUAUGUGGAGCAAAGGAAAACACAUGUCAUAAUCUCUGAUGUGAUGCUGAGCAGAUAAACAUAUGAGCAAACCUUUUUGUGUCUAGUCUUAAGAAGGUAACAUAAAGAGCCGAAAAGCCAUUUCAGGUCUGGUUCUAUGAAUUUGCUCGAUGGCACCCUUUACUAAUAUUUAUGGGUUGACUAAACCCACGAUAAACACUGCAGGAACCUGUGUAUGAAGUUUAUGUACAGAAAAACACCUUUAUUAUAAAUCUGAGAUUUGUUUUAUAUGUUUAUAUAAAAUAAUUUCACAUAAUAAAAAGGGAUAAUUUA